This is a messenger RNA of Magnolia sinica, 1675 nucleotides long. RefSeq names its product RPM1-interacting protein 4-like. The record is from RefSeq and is a predicted model, not a curated record. The coding region runs from base 245 to 1252 and encodes 335 amino acids. Lineage: Eukaryota; Viridiplantae; Streptophyta; Magnoliopsida; Magnoliales; Magnoliaceae. The transcript is spliced from 4 exons.
AGAGAGAGAGAGACGUUGGUGGGUUUGAAAAGCUUGUUUGGAGCAUUGAAGGCAUCGAAUGAUUGUUUGCAAGCUGUGAGAAUCGACAUUUCCCAAGGACCCAAAAUACAAAAACAAGAUGAAAAAUCUUGAUUACGAGAAGAUGAGAAGGAUUUUUUUGGGCUUUUUUUUCGUGAUUUCUUGAACUGGGUUUCUUUCAGUUUCAUCACAAACCCCGCCAUCUAAUUCAUUUUGAUUGAUCAUCAUGGCUCACGUCCCGAAGUUCGGUGAUUGGGACAGCGAAAACAUUCCUUACACCACCUACUUUGAGAAUGCACGCAAAGACAAAGGCACCGGAACAAAGAUGAUAAACCCAAAUGAUCCCGAGCAAAACCCAGAAGCCUUCAUGUAUGUGGUUGGGGCAUCAGAACAUGAAAGCAAGACAAGGCAAAAGCACCGAGUAGAAAGUUCAAAAACUCUCGGAACAAAGAUGAUAAACCCAAAUGAUCCCGAACAAAACCCAGAAGCCUUCAUGUUUGUGGUUGGGGCAUCAGAACAUGAAAGCAAGACAAGGCAAAAGCACCGUGUAGAAAGUUCGAAAACUCUCGGAACAAAGAUGAUAAACCCAAAUCAUCCCGAACAAAACCCUGACGCCUUCAUGUUCCAGACCAGAGUGUCGAACCAUGAAAGCGAAACAAGGCAAACGAAACAUGUAGAAAAUCUGCAUGCUCCCGAGAGUCAUCACGCCAUUCACGCUCCUCCAUUCCAGGUCACUUCUGACAAAGGUAUGCAUGUCAUGAAACAAGAGCAUGAGAAACAUAGCAGCAGAGAAGAAGAGGAUGUAUUUCAUGCAGAUCAUAGAGCCUCUCUGGAUCCUCAGAGAAAUAGAAAUCAUAAGAACGGAAAGUCCCGGUCUGGAAGUGAUAAAAGCAGUUCUGAUUAUUCACUUCUAAAAUCUCACCGCCACACUGAAAGGUCCAGCCAAAGUAGGACUUCUGGUGAAGGUAGCAAUAGCUAUACACCAUCACUGAACACCCGAGUGAAUGAAAUUCCUCAAAGAAUCGCAUCAGUGCCCAAAUUUGGUUCUUGGGAUGAAACAGAUCCUAGAUCAGGUGACGGGUUUACUGUCAUUUUCAACAAGGUGAAAGAAGAGAAGCAAAACGCAAAAUCUAGAUUCUCGACUGUUGCUGAAACAACCUUGCAUCCCAACAGUGGCCACAAAAACAACGGUCGUUCUCCGUCAAGAUCAAAGAAAUGUUGCGGCCUGUUUUAGAAGACAAACAGAUGAUUGACGUGACCGCAUACCUGAAAGCUGGCAUUUUUCUAUUGUCUAUGUUGGGUUUUUGACGGCCUGAGAUAUUAAGUGUGUAAUACCAUGUUUUCUUGCUGUUUCCUUACAAUGCGGCGAAGGAUUUUGUAAGAACAGAUGUUUUCUACUUAUAAUUGUUUCCUAUUCAUUCAACAUUUAUAUUUAAGACAACUCUAUUCUUUAUAUAAUCCUUGAUUAAAUCUGUUUAUAACUGUCUUUAGAAAAUACUUGUGCUGUCGACUUGAGUAAUAGUUGGCAUCUUAAGUUGAUGGGCCACAAAUUCCGUGGUGAGGAAGCAUGGUCAUAGCAACUGUUUGUUAUCGGGCUUCUUAUUGUUGGGUAAACUUCGGCUCAGUAUGCAAAUUUUCAAACUUCAUACUUGUUGCU